AUGUUUGGGCCCCCCCCCCCAUUUUAUCAAUAAAGUGGAGGGAAUCGACUAUAAGAGCCGUUUUGCAGUAGAAUAAGACAGUAAGUGAUAAAAUUUACAUUAAACAAGGGUUUCUAGAUUUUAGCACGUUUCGCAUUUUUUUCCGAAAUAAAUAAAAGGUUAAUAUGCCAGUUAAUAUAGAAAAAGUUUUGAUCAGUGACCCUGUGGAUGAAUCAUGUGCAGCACUUCUUGCUGCUCACGGAGUUUCUGUGACUGUCAAAUACAAAUUAUCAAAGGACCAACUUAUAAAUGAAUUAAAGAAUCACGAGGCCCUAAUAGUCAGAUCGGAAACAAAAGUUACAGCUGAUAUUUUAGGUUCUGUGUCGAAUCUACGAGUAAUCGGCAGAGCUGGUACUGGUGUUGACAACAUCGAUCUUUCAGCUGCCACGCGAAAAGGAAUUGUUGUUUUAAAUACUCCUGGUGGUAACAGUAUCAGUGCCUGUGAAUUAACAUGUUCUUUUAUAUCAGCAUUGGCAAGAAAUGUUGUUCAGGCGAGCCAAUCAUUAAAAGAGGGACGAUGGGAUCGCAAAUUAUAUUCAGGUUUCGAAUUGUCAGGAAAAACGCUUGCAGUCAUUGGAAUGGGGCGCAUUGGUCGUGAAGUAGCUCACAGAAUGCAAUCCUUUGGGAUGAAUAUUAUUGCAUUUGAUCCCAUGCUACCAAUACAAAGUGCACAGCAACUCAAUGUUACCAAAUUAAGUCUAGAUGAAAUUUGGCCAAUCGCCGACUACAUUACUGUUCAUACUCCACUCAUUCCUCAAACGAAAAAUUUGAUCAAUGCGACAACAUUAGGAAAAUGCAAAAAAGGAGUAAAUAUAAUAAAUGUAGCCCGAGGUGGAAUCGUCGAUGAGGAAGCGUUACUCAAUUCGAUUAAAAUUGGUCAUUGUGGAGGUGCAGCAUUGGAUGUUUUCAUUCAAGAGCCGCCAAAGAAUCCUAUUACUUUGGAACUUAUCCAACAUCCAAAGGUUAUCGCCACACCCCAUCUUGGUGCAAGUACAGCGGAAGCGCAACAACGAGUGGCAGUUGAAAUAGCGGAACAACUUUUAGCACUGUCAGGAAAAUCGACAAAAUAUAAUGUCACUGGUAUCGUGAAUGCGCCAAUUUUGACUGCAGCAAUGUCAGAAGAAAAUGUACCUUGGAUUGAGCUUUCAAAGAAACUCGGUCAAUUAAUUGGCAAAUUUUUAAAUAAAAAUCCAAAAGCAAUUGUCGAGAGUCAAACAGUUGGGGCGGAAAUGGAAUUAAAAAAAUUCAUUCACACAGCAGUUCUCGUUGGAAUUUUAACGGGGCAAACUAAAAAUGGAUUAAAUCUCGUAAACGCCCCCACACUAGCCAAAGAAAUUGGUGUGCAAAUUAAUGAGAGUCACAUGGAUAGUGACACAAGUGCAGUAAUUGUGAAAGUUGAUCAAUAUCAAAUUAAAGGAACAAUUCGUGAUAAUGAAUCAAUUCUACUGUCGAUAAAUGACUGUGUAUUUAAUAAUGGAAUUGUUCUUCGAGAUUAUGUUUCCCUGUAUAAAACAAGCAAUGGAUUACAAGAUCUCGCAGCUGUUGUAAGUGCCUACUCAGAAAAGGGAAUUAGCAUACAUAGUUUAAAUACAAACGAAAAUUGGCUUAUUGUACAAACAAACGUCGAUACAACAAUUAAAGUAAAUGAUAUUGAGAGCUUUUAAUCAAGUAGUAAACAUACGAUCAUUAUAUAUGUCCAUUAAAUUAAUUCAAAUUCUCGUGUGCUUCAAGUAUAUAAAAUAGUGACGAACUCUGUGUGGAAAAUCAAAUUUAUUUCAGUAUUUGGAUAGUCGGUUUAAAAAUUAAGUCUCUCAAUGAUUUCCCAAGAUACCAAAUUAUCAUAGGAAGUGAAGAAUUAUUUAUUUGAUGCUAAUGUAAUUAUAAACCGUAAAUAUAAGAAUAUUAAUCUAAUAAUCUAAUGUUAGUUUAUAAUAAUGACAAUGUAAUUUUAAAACAAUUACAAUAUAAAGCUAGUUUAAUAAUUUUUGUAAUACAACUUAAAAGGAUCAUUUUGUUAAUUGGAAAACAAACAAUCGACAUUCAUGAUUGUAUAUUUAUUAUAUUAAAUACAUCCUUCAUUGAUAAGAAAUUUAAA
Leptopilina boulardi is the source of this 2134-nucleotide messenger RNA. Its product is annotated as hydroxypyruvate reductase-like. The coding region runs from base 165 to 1703 and encodes 512 amino acids. The record is from RefSeq and is a predicted model, not a curated record. NCBI's taxonomy places the organism in Eukaryota, Metazoa, Arthropoda, Insecta, Hymenoptera, Figitidae. Gene Ontology annotation, biological process: L-serine biosynthetic process. The transcript has 7 exons. Gene Ontology annotation, molecular function: phosphoglycerate dehydrogenase activity; NAD binding.